AUGCCAGAGGUGGUGCCCGAUGAUGCGGCGCACCCCGACGGGCACUCGCAGAGCGAGGGCACCGCCGCGCUGUUCGAGCUGCACCGCCGGCUCCUGAGCGAGCCCGAAGACGGCCCGCCGCUGAACGGCGAGGGCGGCGGCGCUGAGGGGCUCGACUGCGCGCCCAGGUCCGAGGUCAAGCACCGGAACCUGCUUCUCAAGGAGAUCCGGCUGGACGGCAACUCGCUGCGCUUCGCGCCGCCCGAGCUCCAGAGCGACAGGUUCGUGGUGCUGACGGCGGCGAGGCAAGACGCCCGGGCCAUCCGCUUCUCGGCCCCGGAGGCGCUGGAGCAGGUGCACACGACCAAGAUGGGCAUCGCGCAGCUGCAGCAGGAGCUCGCAGAUGCCAAGCGCGAGGCUGCUGCGCUCUACGGUCCUGGCAUCGACAGCCUUGAUGGCAUGGACACAGAGAACGAGAACUCCGGCGCCACGCAGGGCAUGGCAGCGUUGCAGAUGAACGCCCCCCCCGGCGCCCAGGCUGCCACUGGGGCGUUUUUUAUUCCGGACGAAUGGCUCCAGGACCUUGCGGACGAUGAGGUGCUCCGCCAUUUCUCGCUGAUUCAGGCCAGCACCAUGACGCAGCCAAUAGACAUACAGAGUCUCGCCAUCCAGAUCCCGAACCCUUGGGACGAUCUCCAGAAGAUUCUCACCAAGCUCGCCUUCAACUCCUCCGCCUCCAGCCCAUGGAAUAUACUCGGCUUUGGUCCCCUGGACGGCCCGGAGCCGACGGAGCAGUGCAUCGUCACCCGCGCGCGCACCACGACUAUUUUAUGUUCGCUAGCUUCGGAGUAUACUUGGCCGCAGGUGGAUAAAGACAGCGCGUCGGCGGCCGCCGUCUCUGAGGCCGGCCGCCGGUGCGAAGAACAGCUAUCCGAGAUCUCCGCGGUGAGCUCCUUGUGGGUUGACCUCCCCGCCGAGUUUUUGUCCACACUCAUGCGCAAGAUGGCUGGCCCGGAAGUUCGCUCCAACCCCGUGUCGUUGCUAUGCCGGCAGCCCUGGAGGAGUUUGGGGAGCACGCUGGAGGUGCGUCGCUUGCUGGUGGAAAUCCUUCUUCCCAGCAUCCUCUCCGAGGUCUCCGCUGAGCUGGUCAUUCGGUUUCUGCGGCGUCAGGUGCUGACCUCGCAGAUGUACGUGGGCCACAGGGGCCUCUACAUAUCCCCCGACGCCAAGAUCAUGGAGUGCCACAGUCCGCUCUCCUUGCGACGCGCCUGGCCUCUAUGCUCUCAAGCGCUCUACCUCUCCUCGGACAAGGUGCUCAUCUACACUUCGGCUUCCGCCGAGACGUGGAUUGAGAUGCUCGACAAGACGCUCCAGGUCCGCGUGAACGGGGAGUUCGGGGAUACCGACUGGACUGUGAUCAAGCAGUUGAUCACUCAAACGGCGUGCUCGGUCUCAGGCCUGGACCUCCAGCCUGCGGAUCCAGAGCAGGUUCGGAAGGCUUUCAACGCACUGAAUGGGCAGGUCCUUCAAGUGGGCGUCGACGAUCUGUCCAUCACUGUGACCAAUGACCUCCGCGACUCCGAGCAGCCUUCGGGUGAGUUCUCGGCGGUCACGUGGAAUUGUCAAGCUUUAUUUGCUGCGGAUGCCAGUCGUCAUCGCGCGAAGUCGCAUUGCGCCCGCAAGCUCAUGGCCGCCCACGACAUCGGUCUCUGGAUAGAGACGCACGGCACCGCUGGCGCGAACGCAGUUUGGCGCAAUCCACUGGACUGCACUUCCUGGUGGGCUCCUGGCCCCACCCCGGGCAGUGCUGGAGUGGGCGUGACCAUUAAGAGCAGCUUCCUGGCGAAGUUCCGAGGGUUCUACUGCAAUCAGAGCGCCGUGGAGGGCAUCGACCGGAAGCUGACGUGCUCGGCGCUGGCGUGCAUCGAGCCCGAGUCUUGCGAGGGCGCUGGUCUUCAGUAUUCCGUCGCCGGCGCGCCGAUGGACAGAUUCGUCGGGCACGGCUUGCGGAGGAGGCUCUUCGCGCGGCCCCUUAUCAGCGCCGCCGCGUUCCAGGAAUGGGCAGCUUUUAACGGGAGCUCGAUGGCGUUCCUCCCCGAGAAGCCAUCUGGCUCCACCCCGGACGGGUUGGGCACUUUCAUUGCGAACAACAUGCGGCCCCUGAGCAUCGCCAACGCCGACAACAGGAUCAUCUGCAGCGCGGUCCGCGUGCGCAUCGAGCCGGACGUGGCCCCUGGGGUCUCAGACUCCCAACGAGGGUUUCUCCACGGCCAGUCCUUGUUGGCAAACCUUAUGGACGUCGAGGAGGCGGUGCUUCACCAUUCUCUUGUCUACGAAGACGCAGCGGUGGUGUUCUUCGACUUCGAAGCCGCCGUCCCGAGCGUCAGCCAGGCAUUCCCGACGGCGGUGAUCUCCGCGCGAGGCUGCCCCUUGUUACCCUUGCCGUUUGCGGUGCUGCCCGACGUCCUCCUGCGGCGCCUCGCCCGUUGCAUUCCUGGCGCUGUUCUUCGCGCCUGCGCCGGCGACCACGCGGCCGCGCUCGCGCGCGGGGCAAUGGGCGCCCCCGUUUUGGAGCGUAUGGUCGAGCAGUGCGCGUUGCUCUCUGGGCUCCGGCCCCGCCGCGGCAAGUCGGCGUGGAUGCCGCUGUCGCUGGUCGCUCCGGACGUGGCCCGGGCCCAGCUCCAAGCUGCAGCCCCCGCUCGGGGCGACUUUGCGAUCCGACGCCGCGCCGCUUACCUCGGAUUCGCAGUGGGGCCAGAACGCGCUGAGCAUGCAUGGACAAUGCCCUUGGGCAAAUUCAUGGCGCGAGCCCGGGUAUGGAGAGGCAGCGGGCGUGGCUUGUUGCUGGCGCUCUUGGCAUGCCGCACUUGCGUAUUCCCUGUCCUCGCUUUCGUGCUCCAGUUGGACCGCCCCCCCUCGGACUGGGCAGUCUACGAGGAGAAACCGUGCGCGAUCCGCUUUCCGGGCCCGCGGGGCAUGGCCCCUCCCGCGGCCCUCCGGCGCUUGCGCGCACUCGGCUUCCAGAGCGCGCUCGUCGACGCCAGCGCGACGGCUGCGGCGGCGAAGUGCAGGGUCUGCCAGCGGGAGAACUUCGCGCGCGGCGGCCUCGAUGUUCGGCGCCGCGCCCGGGCAUUGCAGGAUGUUCGGGCGAGGUCCGACUACGCGACGCGGCAAGCAGUCUGGAAUGAUUGGCACGACAACAACUUCUUCGCCAACCUCGACCUGGCCCGCCGGCAACUCCAGCAGAAAGCGACGAGCGCAAGGAUGUCGAUUGCAGAGCUGAUGCAGGGGGGCGCCGCUGAGCCCAUCCCGCGGGAGCACUGGCAGAAACGGCCGGGCAACCAUAAGGGUUGCGAUUGGGUAAUGCUAGAUAUUUGA
Messenger RNA from Prorocentrum cordatum, 3357 nucleotides. NCBI's taxonomy places the organism in Eukaryota, Dinophyceae, Prorocentrales, Prorocentraceae. The record is from the annotation of a GenBank genome assembly.